Messenger RNA from Ceutorhynchus assimilis (cabbage seed weevil), 2393 nucleotides. The record is from the annotation of a GenBank genome assembly. NCBI's taxonomy places the organism in Eukaryota, Metazoa, Arthropoda, Insecta, Coleoptera, Curculionidae.
UUUCAGUCUGAAACGUGCCAUAGUAGGCACGAUAGUAACGUCGAUAUUUCGUUAUUUAAAAGACGCGUGGUUUACAGUCUACGUGUUUUGAGUGAGGAGUGAAAAGUUUUUUUGAGUGCCCUUUGUCGCAGUCCCACAAAACAAACUAAAAAAUGACUGAAAAAGAAAAAGAAGCGACCCAAAACGGUGCCACAACCGAACUGGAAACUUUCUUGCCCAAAGACAAUUCAGCUACCAAUGGCGUUACCAAAUACAAAAUCAAAGGAGAGGACUUUGAAGCCGCCAUUCAUGAAUUCGAUCCUUUCAAGGCCAGGGAAUUGGAACACCCUGUAUCAAACAUGGACACCCUCACUCACUUGCUCAAAGCCUCCCUGGGAACCGGGAUCCUGUCGAUGCCUGCCGCUUUCAAAGCUGCCGGUCUCGUCACCGGAAUUUUCUCGACGAUUUUGGUUUCGCUGAUUUGCACUCACUGCUCGUACAUUUUGGUGGUGUGCGCACACGAGCUCUACAAGAAAGCCGGCAAGACUCAGAUGAGUUUCGCUGAAGUGGCCGAGGAGGCUUGCAACAGAGGACCCAAGUGGGCGAGGCCUUUUGCACAACCAGCAAGGCACACAGUCCUCAUAGGAAUCUUCAUCACCUACUUCUUCACCUGCUCCUGCUACAGCGUCAUCAUAGCGAAAAACAUCAACUACGUCCUGGACCAUCAUCUCGAAUCAGAAAUCGACAUCCGUCUAACAAUCGCUACGUUGCUGAUCCCCCUAAUCCUGUUGGCUUACGUGCCAAACUUGAAGUACCUGGCACCGUUUUCCAUGGUUGCCAACAUUUGCAUGGCGAUCGGUUUGGGAAUAACUUUCUACUAUUUGGUAGCUGAUAUUCCGUCCAUUGACGAGAGGCCUUAUUUUGGUAGCAUCGCCACCUUGCCAGUGUCUGUUAGUGUGGUGAUUUUUGCCAUUGAAGCUAUCGGAGUGGUAAUGCCAUUAGAAAACCACAUGGAAACUCCAAGAAGCUUCACAGGAAUCUGUGGAGUGCUAAACCAAGGCAUGUCCUUUGUUACUUUGGUCUACAUUUUGCUCGGUUUCUUUGGUUAUUUGCGGUACGGAGAAGCCACAGCUGACUCGAUCACUUACAAUCUACCAAGAGAUGCAAUUCCAGCUCAAGCAGUCAACAUCCUCAUUGCCCUGGCAGUAUUCUGCACUUUCGGGCUACAAUUUUACGUUUGCGUUGACAUCGCCUGGAAUGGUAUCAAAGAAAAAUGUACCAAACACCCCAUUGUAGGCCAAUACGGUAUGAGAACCUUUAUGGUGUUCACUUGCGUUGCUACAGCCAUCGCGGUACCAACUAUAGUUCCCUUUGUGAGUCUUAUUGGGGCUUUUUGCUUUUCUAUUUUAGGCCUUAUAGUGCCUGUGGGUAUCGAAAUUAUUACGUUUUGGGAUAAAGGGUUUGGCAAAUACAACUGGAAAAUUGUUAAGGAUGUUAUUGUAAUUCUUACCGGUCUUUUGGCUUUGGUUUUCGGCUCGAAAUCUGCGCUGCAAGACAUUGUAGCUUUGUACACCACGAAAUAACGGCUUUGGGUUGUAGACGAAAUUUUAGAAAAAUUAACUUAUGAGAAGUAGUCAGACGAAUUUUACCUCGAUAAAAAAGGGCUGUGAUAUAUAUUUUUAGUUUAUUAUUAAGUUACAAAAUUUUUUUUAUUGCUGGUACAAUAAUAUAGAGUUUGGCCUUGAAAUCUUUUGUCCUAAACUUAGAGGUAUAUGUUUUCUGGUUAUUUCUUGUAGUAGAGAAACGGGGUAUUUUUCUAUGUGACAGUAGAAAAAGUUUAGUUUUAAGGAGCACUUUGCAUUUUUCAUAAUACAGGGUAACAUCUGUUUACAAGUAUUUUUUCAUACCAAAGCACAACUUUUCUGCUCUAAUUUUGGACAAGGAAAAAGCAAUUCAGUUUGGACAUUAGAAAAACAUUUUUAUUAUUAAUUUUCUUGUCUGAAGUCUCUAGACUUACAUGAAGGUAUUAAAUUUUGUUAUUUUUUGGCACUAAAAUUAAAUUAUUAGAAAAUAAUCUUGAAUGUAAAGGCCAGUAUUUUUAUGCCUGGAUAAAUUUAUCCAACAGUGAAAGUACUUGCAGCCUAAUUAAUUAAGUAAAUAAAAAGUGCGUUUAUUAUUAUUAAUAAUUAUUUAAGUAUAAUAAUAGUUUAGUGAAAUAUGGAUUGUAUAUGAGCUCUAUUGCUCUUUUGUUGGUUUCCAUCUAAAAAAUUUCAUUUUUGCUCCCUCCUGUGAUUAUUUUGUCUUGUUUUUUGGCCUGGAUUUGUACGUUUUCUGAACCAAAUUUUUAUUUUACAUGGAUUUUGAGAAACAGUUUUUUUAUAAGAUUUUUUUAAAUAAAUAAUUGAUGUAAUGAA